AUGGUUCGCAGCAGUAGAAGUCAAAAGUAUGACAGCUCGGCCGAUCAACGGCUGCCUUUAUUCCAUUCUCCACCUUCGAACCAGGUUUUUUUAAUGGUUAUCUGAAACUUUUUCGUUUAUUUUUCUGAGUUUUUUUUCACUUUUUCUUCCAGUACAAAUAAACCCUCUCAUGAUCCAUUUUGCAGCUCAAAACGCCCUAAGGAAAUUUGUUAAUAGUAGCCGGUGCAUCUUAUUAAUAUUUGGGCACUGGCUUUUUUUGACGUUCUCAUAACUUUUUUGAUUUUUCUUCGAGAAGGAUGAGUGAAAUUCGAAUUUUCAGACUCAGUACUUGACAGUUCCAACUAUGGAGUCUUUCCGAGGAGCGUGCACAGCUCGUGAAGAAUCAUUGAUGGUGGAAUCUGAACCUUCUACUGUAUUCUGGUAAGGAGUCCUGUUUUAAAGGAAACGAAUCGGAUUCAACGUGUUUUGCCAAUUUUGGCAUUAAAUAGCAAUUCCAAAAGAAAUUUUGACACAUGAAAAAUUGACCGUGGCCCACAUUUUUCGGAAAAUCGUGUUAAGUUAGCUUUUAUAAACAUUUUUAAUAGUAUAAAACAUUUGAAAAAGUUCUAUUUGACUGUUAUUAGGCGUUUUUCUGUGAUACCACUUUACUUUUGAGCAGAACGAAUUGAGGAACGACAUUCCGCUGUGCCGCUGUGCGUUUUUGCAAACUUUGGUCGUGCUUUGAAUUUUUUUAUCUUUUUAUCAAGUUACUCUACUUUCAUAUGCUCCCAUAGCAAUAACAAUCAAUUGAAAGCGUGACCCAGAUUCGAAAAACGCUUCGCGAACACACGCAGCGGAACAGCGGAAUGUCGUUCCGGGAAAUUCCAAGUCGUGGCACACAAACUAUAAUAUAUUCAAAAUAGUUUUAACUUAAGCUGACUGUAAAAAAAGUAAAUAAAAAGAAACUAUAUUUGUUUUUGAAUUUUUUUGUGAAACGUUUCGUACCCAAUCCUAAAUUCAAUGUACCUUCGAAGUAUUUCACUAGUCUUUUUCCAGCAUGAAAGCUUGCGGUUGCAUCGGGAUCGUCUUCCUUUUCUGCUUGCUGACUGUCUUCGUGUACGCCGUUCUCAUCGCCAAGUACAGCGCUUCUCCCAAUAUGGGACAGGGCAACUAUUACGUUGUCGAUGAGGAUCCUGAGCAAAGAUAA
This is a messenger RNA of Caenorhabditis auriculariae, 1186 nucleotides long. The record is from the annotation of a GenBank genome assembly. Lineage: Eukaryota; Metazoa; Nematoda; Chromadorea; Rhabditida; Rhabditidae.